Striga hermonthica is the source of this 294-nucleotide messenger RNA. NCBI's taxonomy places the organism in Eukaryota, Viridiplantae, Streptophyta, Magnoliopsida, Lamiales, Orobanchaceae. The record is from the annotation of a GenBank genome assembly.
AUGGACUGGAAGGGCCUUCGCAUAACCAUCAAGCUUACGAUCCACAAACAACAGGUGAAGCUCCCUAGAGUGUUCUCCAUCGCCACGCUGGUCAUCAAGGUGCUGAAAGAGCCCGAGCACGACCCAAAGAAGAUGAAAAACAUCAAGGACAAGGAUUUUAUUAUGGUUAAUGGAGAUGGAUCUGGUGCUGAGGCUGGUGUGAACGGUUUGCUUUGCUCUUAUGUUCCUAAUGGAUUGCCUGCCCAGAAAAUCCGCGACGUGCCUGCGGUUUCGCUGUUAGGCCUUGUACGUUGA